Molecule: messenger RNA, 1292 nt
Organism: Triticum urartu
Lineage: Eukaryota; Viridiplantae; Streptophyta; Magnoliopsida; Poales; Poaceae
Gene: SYP81
Product: syntaxin of plants 81
Biological process (GO): retrograde vesicle-mediated transport, Golgi to endoplasmic reticulum
Cellular component (GO): SNARE complex; endoplasmic reticulum; membrane
Source: RefSeq, a predicted model, not a curated record
UCCUCCUCGCGCCCCUGUCUGUCUCCCUCUCCUUCGACCAAACCUCCCACCUCGCACCUCGCCGCCCGAUCCGACGCGCCGGCGACCCGCCGCCGCUCUCGAGCGUCGCCGAUCCGCGGCGCAGAUCCCUCACGAGGUUUGCUCACCUUAUCAGCUCGCUGGUGCAGGACUGCCACGGCUCGCCGGCUCUUGAAUUUCAGCGCACGCGGAUCUGGUGGGAGGAGCCCCGUGGGCGCCGCUGCCUUGGCGAUGUCGAGGGUCCGGGACAGGACGGAGGACUUCAAGGAGUCCGUUCGCGUCGCCGCGCUCUCCCAUGGCUACACGGAGUCGCAAUUGGCCGCGCUCAUGUCGUCUUUCAUCAUCCGGAAGCCGUCGCCCAAAUCGCCGUUCACAAAUGCAGCAAUCAAGACGCUUGAGAGCAUCAGGGAGCUCGAGAAGUUUAUAGUGAAGCACAGGAGGGACUAUGUGGACAUGCAUCGCACCACGGAGCAAGAGAGGGACAACAUUGAGCAUGAAGUUGGUAUUUUUGUAAAAGCAUGCAAGGAACAGAUAGAUAUCCUAAAGAACAGGAUCCUUGAAGAUGAGAGGAAUAGAAGAGCGAACACAUGGCUUGGCACAAGAGAUGAGACUUCCCGGUUAGACUUGAUAGCUCACCAGCAUGGUGUGGUUUUGAUUUUGAGCGAGCGUCUCCACUCAGUAACUGCACAAUUUGAUCGCCUUAGGUCCCUGCGCUUUCAAGAAGCUAUUAAUAGGGUGAUGCCAAGAAAGAAGAUUAAGAAGAAGCCAGAAAUAAAACCUACUGAACCAUCCAAGUCAAACCUUGUAUUGAAAUCUGAUGUCUCGAAGGUUGAAGAUCGGGAGGUAUCAACUGCGCCCUUAAGAGUUCAAGAACAACUCUUGGACGAUGAAACACGAGCUCUCCAGAUGGAGUUGACCAAUCUUCUUGAUACUGUCCAAGAAACGGAGACAAAGAUGAUAGAGAUGUCAGCACUUAAUCAUCUUAUGUCAACACAUGUUCUACAGCAAGCUCAGCAGAUUCAAUAUUUAUACGACCAGGCAGUGGAAGCAACGAACAACGUGGAGCGUGGGAACAAGGAGCUAUCCCAGGCGAUCCAGCGGAACAACAGCAGUAGAACCUUUCUCCUGCUUUUCUUCUUUGUUCUUACUUUCUCUGUUCUGUUUCUUGACUGGUACAAAAACUGAAUUAGCAGCUCAUGUAACCGUACUAUUGCGCAAAUGGAUUGAGCUAUUGAUGUGUCAUCUCUUGUGGGAUGAUUAUCACUUGUCAUGCA